GGUGCUUGUAUUUUAUUUCCCAACCAUGUGACCUCAAAGCGAAAGGCGAACGCUGUUCCGAGUGGAACACGUGGGAGCUGGCUGAGGGCGACGACACGAGCGCCACUUCUUUCUCAUCACUGCGCAAGGAGAUUGGUAUAAUCGCCCUUGGGUCGGACGGAAGAGUUGGCUGUAGUGCUGCCGAGUGUCACAGUGAGAUGCCCUUGAUCCAAACCAUCCAGCAGGCCGUCCUCCAAACCAUUAAGCGCAAUGGCGGCCGCGCAUUCAACAUGGCUGAAGUUGUCGAGAUCAAGGAGCUGUGUGACCGACUCCUUCCGAGCGACCUCGGGCUGGAAGUGCCACGACCGGUAUCUGUCGACCAGCUUCCCCGCUUUCGGCCAAUUCGAUACAUCGAAGUUUACGAAGACACGGACAUUUCGAUGGGCAUCUUCGUGAUGCCUCCAGGCACUUCCAUUCCGCUUCACAACCAUCCUCAGAUGACUGUGAUUUCCCGCGUGUUGUAUGGCUCGAUGCAAGUGAACGCAUUUGAUCUCGUAGCUCCAGAAAUCGACGAAGAGUUUUGGCGCCGCAAAGAGGAGCGCAUUCGCAACGCCGAGCUCAAGCACAACCGGUUUCCUCGGUUUCGACCGCGGCAUUUAAAGGUCGCGGUCCGGCGAAACACAGAACUCGUACAUGGCCCGACAACGAUUGAGCUCUUGCCCGAUCGAUGCAACAUCCACGAGUUCGUUGCCGUUGGGGACGUUGGAUGCGCCAUCUUUGACAUCCUCACGCCAGGCUACAAUCCACUGUACGUGGCAGCAGCCUCGGUCGAUAUCCAAAUGUGUAACUCUACAACGCAGGGCAGGGCGGGAUUGCACAUAUUAUCGAGCGUUGCUGCAAGUGGAAGGGGGCACCGAGGACGAGCCAUGGCAUGUGCUUGAGCCGUCAAACUUACCCCCGUCAUCCUUUGUGUCGGUGGAUUUGCCAUACCACGGACCGGCACUGACCCAUGUCCCUGUGGACGACAGCAGCGAAGGCCAGUCAGCAGAGCAUUCGUAGAGGUUUGUGUUUCCAUCAUUGUAAGCAACAAAGACGAUGUGUUGGACCGCCGAUCCAAACAUGCGCAGUGUCCUGGCGCUUGACGGCGUCGUGCGCCGCCUCUUACAACGUUCAUGGGGCAUUCGCCCGAUGCAGCUUGCAUU
Messenger RNA from Aphanomyces invadans, 1181 nucleotides. RefSeq lists its product as hypothetical. NCBI's taxonomy places the organism in Eukaryota, Oomycota, Saprolegniomycetes, Saprolegniales, Verrucalvaceae. The record is from RefSeq and is a predicted model, not a curated record. The transcript has 3 exons. The coding region runs from base 198 to 920 and encodes 240 amino acids. Gene Ontology annotation, molecular function: oxidoreductase activity, acting on single donors with incorporation of molecular oxygen, incorporation of two atoms of oxygen.